GUUCGGAGUCGUUGAUCGUCGGUAUCGCCAACAUGACAUUAAAGUCGUUUAUUUGAAGCGACGAGCUCGUUACGUGACGUCGUCCGUACUUUAGCGCAAAGUCAGUAAAUUUGUUGGAGCACUUAGCUCAAAUUAGCAUUCUUCCUUCGUUCGUUAUCAACAGCGUAUGUAGUACCGAUAACGGCGUUUCGAAAGUCUUCAGACUGUGAUAUCAGUAUUGAGGUGCGUAAGUGAGAGCUAGCGAGAUCCUCGGCAUUCGGAGCAUAAAAUUUGUUCGAGAGGUGGUCAGGUGGCGUGAAAAUAACUGGAAUAAAGUAUAUAAGUAAGAAAAAAUCAAAAUAUAACAAUCGAACAUCGACCAGCAAGUAGAUCAGUUCAAAAUGGCGGACAGCGGUGACGGUCCCGACAGUACAACGUCUGGAAAAGAUGCUAGAAAUCGGGUUUCCGAUUGUCCAGUUACGGAUCCGGGCACCGUAACGAAGAGCCUAGAGGCUUCAAAUAAUGCCUUUCACGGCCCGAGAGCAAAAUUAGAAACAAAAUCUGGCGCUUUGAAGAAAUCCAACCGAUACAGAAGCCGAUCUCUCUCAGCUAGCAGCACUGAUAGCUACAGCUCCGGUAUGAGAAGUUCAUCGGACGAGGAUGACGUAUCGCCGCGUGAAAAAAUCCAGAAGACAGAAAAGGGAUUCUCAGAUUUCUGUGUACGUAAUAUCAAUCAGUACGCAUUUGGGCGAAGAGAAAUUGAAAUCGCCGAACAAGAAAUGCCGGGAAUCAUGGCACUGCGAAAACGCGCCGCGGAGGACAAACCGCUGAAGAACGCCAAGAUAGUCGGUUGCACCCAUAUCAACGCCCAGACUGCUGUUCUCAUCGAAACGCUCGCGCAGCUGGGUGCUCAAGUUCGAUGGGCGGCGUGUAACAUAUAUUCAACGCAGAACGAAGUUGCCGCAGCGCUAGCUCAUGCCAAUUACUCUAUAUUUGCGUGGCGAGGAGAGACGGAGGAGGAUUUCUGGUGGUGCAUCGACAAGUGUGUUGCAGCUGAAAACUGGCAACCUAACAUGAUUCUAGACGACGGUGGAGACGCGACGCAUUUAAUGCUGAAAAAAUAUCCCGCCAUGUUUAAAAUGAUUCAAGGAAUUGUGGAGGAAAGCGUCACCGGUGUACACAGGCUUUAUCAGCUCUCCAAAGCUGGCAAACUAUCGGUGCCGGCAAUGAAUGUCAACGACAGUGUUACCAAAACAAAAUUCGACAAUCUUUACAGCUGUCGCGAGAGCAUUAUUGACAGCUUGAAGAGAUCCACCGACGUUAUGUUUGGUGGAAAACAAGUCGUGAUCUGCGGAUAUGGCGAAGUUGGAAAAGGAUGCUGUCAGGCACUCAAAGGAUUGGGUUGCAUUGUCUACAUCACAGAGAUAGACCCGAUUUGCGCUCUUCAAGCAAGCAUGGACGGAUUCAGAGUGGUGAAACUUAACGAAAUUAUCAGAAACGUUGAUAUCGUUAUAACUGCAACCGGUAACAAAAACGUUGUCACCCGAGAACAUAUGGACAAAAUGAAGAACGGAUCGGUCGUCUGUAACAUGGGUCAUAGUAACACGGAAAUAGAUAUCAACAGCUUGCGAACACCUGACUUGACCUGGGAAAAAGUCAGGUCUCAAGUCGAUCACGUGAUUUGGCCGGAUGGGAAGCGCAUCGUCCUCUUAGCCGAAGGAAGAUUAGUCAAUUUAUCAUGCUCCAGCAUCCCAUCGUUUGUCGUAUCCAUAACAGCGGCUACUCAAGCGCUUGCGUUAAUCGAACUUUUCAAUGCCCCACCAGGACGAUACAAGAGCGACGUUUAUCUCCUGCCGAAAAAGAUGGAUGAAUACGUAGCAUCUUUGCAUCUGCCAACAUUCGAUGCUCACUUAACCGAGCUUUCAGACGAACAAGCGAAAUACAUGGGCCUUAAUAAGGCUGGUCCGUUCAAGCCCAACUACUAUCGUUAUUAAAGACGGUACGUUUUGUCGACCAUGACAAUGGGCUGGAUGAAAAGGCACUGCCAACUCUGAACGAGAUGCAGAAAGUAUCG
This is a messenger RNA of Diprion similis, 2053 nucleotides long. Its product is annotated as adenosylhomocysteinase-like 1. NCBI's taxonomy places the organism in Eukaryota, Metazoa, Arthropoda, Insecta, Hymenoptera, Diprionidae. Gene Ontology annotation, cellular component: cytosol. The record is from RefSeq and is a predicted model, not a curated record. Gene Ontology annotation, biological process: L-methionine cycle. The transcript is spliced from 11 exons. Bases 381 to 1973 code for a protein of 530 amino acids.